Messenger RNA from Micropterus salmoides (largemouth bass), 1315 nucleotides. It is a transcript of the gene uprt, whose product is annotated as uracil phosphoribosyltransferase (FUR1) homolog (S. cerevisiae). Lineage: Eukaryota; Metazoa; Chordata; Actinopteri; Centrarchiformes; Centrarchidae. The record is from RefSeq and is a predicted model, not a curated record. The coding region runs from base 225 to 998 and encodes 257 amino acids. The transcript has 8 exons.
CACAUCCGGUCUUCAUCAACGCUGUCAAAGCUAGCAAGCGUGCUACAUUUUUAAUGAGAUAUCAGCCGCUAGUUUCUUCAUAACACGACGUUAUUUGUUGUCUAACGGUUUGUGGAUGUGGUCCUAAUUGGCAGUUGAUAUGCUGUAGCUGCGUGAAUCGGAGAACCUCACUUAAAAACACAAGUCGCAGCCAAAGGAAGAACACGUUGUCGUCUUUGUCAAGGAUGCCAUGCCACAAUCAGCAGCUGAACAAUGUGAGCAGUGGCCAGGAGCACCCAAUGAAGCAAGUGCGAUUUGCUAACAGCGCCAACAGCACUGUGCCUGCGGUGCUGUCCAACUCUGAACCCACUGAUGCCACCAUACAGCCUGACAGCCAAGAUAACCUGGGACCUCAGCUUAAACUGCUCCCUCUGAAUGACCAGAUCCGUGAAUUACAGACCAUAAUCAGAGACAAGACAACUAGCAGAGGGGACUUUGUGUUUUGUGCUGAUCGACUGAUCAGACUUGUAGUUGAAGAGGGUCUGAAUCAGCUCCCCUACUCAGAGUGCACUGUGACUACGCCGACAGGGUACAAGUAUGAAGGUGUCAAGUUUGAAAGAGGCAACUGUGGAGUCAGCAUAAUGAGGAGUGGUGAGGCCAUGGAGCAGGGUCUCCGGGACUGCUGCCGCUCCAUCCGGAUUGGCAAGAUCCUCAUCCAGAGUGAUGAGGAGACACAGAAAGCCAAGGUCUACUAUGCCAAGUUCCCUCCAGAUGUGUACAGAAGAAAAGUGCUGCUCAUGUACCCCAUCCUUAGUACAGGGAACACUGUGAUUGAGGCAGUGAGGGUUCUGAUCGAGCACGGUGUCCAGCCCAGGCAUAUUAUCCUCCUCAGCCUCUUCUCCACGCCUCAUGGAGCCAAAUCCAUUAUACAGGAGUUCCCAGAUAUCACCAUCUUGACCACUGAGGUUCAUCCAGUGGCUCCGACACAUUUUGGACAGAGGUACUUUGGCACUGACUGAAUCGAGGACAACAUGAGGAACAUGAUCUGCAAAUUGCUUUGAGUAUAUUUUGUCUUGUUAAUUUAAAUGUAUCUCAUGUUCUCCUUGUUGUGCCAAAUACUGCUACUUUAUCUCCAGAGGUCCUAAACUGAAACAAAAUGAUUAAUCUGAGCGGUUGUAUUUAUUAUCAUGUGUUUCUGCGGUGUGUGCUCAUGCUAAAGAAAGAGAACUGAACACUGAACCAUAUAAAGAGUUCAACUUGAAUUGUUUUAUUUUGCAUGUUACAACAACUGAUGGAAAAUAAAGAAUUUAUAUUUGUUAACAGACAGAAAAGCAAA